Messenger RNA from Styela clava, 1387 nucleotides. The record is from RefSeq and is a predicted model, not a curated record. NCBI's taxonomy places the organism in Eukaryota, Metazoa, Chordata, Ascidiacea, Stolidobranchia, Styelidae.
AGAUAUUCACUUUAUAACUAAGCCUUUAGUUGUGUCAUCAAGCCUUUCUAGAAGUGAACAUGGACUUCGUCAAAAUUAUUUUGUUCAUCUCUCUCAUCUAUGGAUUAUAUGCGAAGCAAAAACUACCCGCUGGAGCCUGCGUUUCCAAGAUCGUGAAUGGGAAACUGGUACAAGUUGGGGAUUGCGAGAAAAACGAUGGAUCCGAUAUCGUCAGACUGAUCAAGAAGAGUCGUGAUGAGAAGAUAAAGGCUGAAAAUAAGUGUGAAGUCACAUACAAGAAAAAAUGCUACCGAGCAGUUGUGUAUGAUGUACGGAAUGUUACCUUCCACGAUGCCAAAGCAAUCUGCAAAUCAAUGAACGGAAAACCCGCGAAUAUUUACGAUCUCAAGCAUUACCAGCUGCUGCUCCCUCAUCUACGUUCAGUGAUUCCUGCUGGUCGGACAUGGAUGUGGUUCUGGACUGGGAUGAAAUAUAAGAACAAUCAGCUUUUGCUGUUUGGUGGAAAACCCAUCACUAUAGCAACAGAAGUGUUGCAUCCUUAUUAUCCGAGAUCCUAUGCAUCGUUGACAAAUGUUGCUGUUGGUAUCAAUAAAGAUCCUGAGGAUGCACGUCAGGGAAUGUUAAAUUAUUUACCAUCCUUGUCAAUCCACGGUGUCAUCUGUGAAAUAUAAAACCAGAUCAAAACCUGACAGAACUUCGUUGGUGGAUUAAAUGAUAAAAAAGACAAAAACAGUUAAAUGACUGUUGUUAUGUAUAUAGAUUUUAAAUUUUUGUUUGCUUUUCUAUGGCCGUUGUUCUAAAUGUUCUAAUUAUAAUAGGUCCAUGUCUGAUUAUGCAAAAUUUAUAAGCUGCCCAUAAAUGAUCUGAUCUUAAAUACUUCUUCAAUUUGACUGAAUCGCAUAUUUUUACAAAGUCUUUCCAAGCCUUAAAACCUUUAAAUCCUGAUUUUAUUUAUGAAAGAAGACUAAAUUACAUGUUUAUGAAAGUUAAAUUACUGAUAUUUUUACUUGUGCAUUUUAUUCCACACUGAAGUCGGCCUGUGAUUAUGAUUAGACAAAGGCCACACAAGUAUGCUUGUCUUAAUAAAUGAAACUUGCUUUUACUUAUUAUUACUUACUUUCAGUGGCAGAAUUCAAAAAUCUUAGAACGGGUUCUCUUUUACAUCGAUCUCGCUAACAACGGGUUCUCUCAUUUUAGAGAUACAUGCUGAACUAAAUCAUGAAAAAAAACAAGAACGGUUUGCAAAAGACCCCUUGAAUCCUGCCAUUGCUUACUUAUACAUUGUUCCUUUACUAUUAUUCUAUUAUUAACCGUAUAACCCAUGCCUUGAAUUGGUCGCCUUGUCUAUUGAAAACUUUUGCUCAGUAAAUAAAUCCAUAUCUGUCUC